CACUCUCUCUCUCCUCUCCACCAACCCACUCUCUCUCUCCUCCACCGCAAACCCACCAGACCGCUUCAUCAAAUCAAUUCCACCACACCAGUCUCUCCGCCACUCCAAACCCCAAGAAUACAUCGAACUCACCCACCCACUUCCCUCCGAUCACCUCAUCCCUUCCUUCUCUCUCCAAAUCCUCCACCACUACUUCGCCGACACCAUCGGCCGCCCACCCAUCUCCGCCCCCUACUCCCCUCCCUCCGCCUGCCCUCCUCCGUGGUCCUCCGUCGUCCUCCACCUCCAAGCCUCCUCCUACGGCGACCAGUACGACCGCAUCGCCGCAAUCUGGCUCGCCGGCGCCGAGAUCCUCCGCACCAGCACCGCCGAGCCCACCCCCGACGGCGUCUUCUGGAAUGUCCGCAAGGACGUCACCAGGUAUGUCUCGUUGCUCCAACGGUCGAAUCUCACUCUAACUGUCAUGCUCGAGAACGUCGUUAACGACGUCUUCACCGGCGUUUACGACGUUCGUCUCACUCUCUUGUAUUACAAAAGUAACCCCGUUAGGGUUCUGUCAUCGGCAGAUCAUCAUCACAACAAAUUGAGUAGGAAAUUAGGGCUUUUGAAGGAUUACAGAUGUGUGGAUAGCAAAUUAGGGUUUGAGUCUGAGAAAUUUAGGGACAAUACAGUGAUUGUGCAUGAAGAAAAACAGAGAAAUUCAUUGAAUUUGUAUGAAACUCCGGCGGAUUUGAUAAUUCCCAUAUCCAAUGUGGUUGAGAAUGAAGGGUUUUGGUUCAGAAUCGAGAGCGAAUCGGGUGUUCGUUCCAAGGGGGUUAAGAUUCCUCCGAAUACUUACAAGGCUGUUCUUGAGAUUUAUGUAUCAUUUCAUGGAAAUGAUGAGUUUUGGUACUCUAACCCACCCGAUUCAUAUAUCAGGAUGAACAAUUUGACCACCGGGCGAGGCCAUGGAGCCUAUAGGGAGGUUUUUGCAACAAUUGAUGGGAGUUUUGUUGGGUCUGUGAUUCCAUUUCCGAUCAUAUUCACUGGCGGAAUCAAUCCACUGUUUUGGGAACCUGUUGUCGCGAUUGGUGCGUUCAACGUUCCUUCGUAUGAUUUCGAUUUGACUCCAUUUUUGGGGCUUGUUUUGGAUUGCAAGACUCAUUUGUUUGGGCUUGGAGUGGCUGAUAGCAUUCCAUUUUGGCUUGUUGAUGCGAAUUUGCACCUGUGGUUGAGUCAUGGCUCAUCGGCAAUCAAUGCAAAAUCUGUUCAUACACAUACUCCGUCUCUUUCAAUCAAACGCAGCUCGGUUUUUGAUCAACUUGAUGGAUCAUUUGAAAUAAGAGCAAAGAGGACGAGUCGAUUCUUGGGGUGGGUGAAAUCAAAUGAAGGGAAUUUGACUACUCAUGUCUUGCACCAUCUCAACUUCAAGAACUCGAUAAGGUUUGAGAGAAAUGGAACAUAUAAAUUAGUUCGGCAAAAAGUGAAGACAAAGACUGAAGUGAAGGUAGAAUCUGAGAUGGGUUUGUUGAUUGGUCGCGUAAGGAUCAAGAGGAGAUACCCUCUUAGAGUGAUCACCUCAACUCUACCCGGAUCAAGAAGCAAUGUGUAUAAGAUGGUCACAAAUGUUUCUCAUUCAUUGACAGAGAAAUUGUCUUGUGGAUGCUUCUCAAGAUCUUUACGUAACAGUCAAGAUUCGCGGGGAUGGAUGGUGGUCAAGGAUCAUGAUGUUCUCUCUGGAUCGGCCAACACUGACCAAAGUUUCAGUUAUAUGGAUGAGUUUGGUUGCUACUCUCGGGUUGUUUCAGCUACUGAUGGCAAGCUCGUCAGUGACAACAUGACAUUCAGUUGCCCAUCGUCAUUUUAGUUUUGAAUCAUUUUCUUUUUCUACACUGCCAUGGAUUUAAUAAUGCUUACCACUCCAAGGUCGGAGAGCAAGGAUUGAAAUCAAUCUCAUUUCCAACCCAGUAAGAUCAUGUGCCCUCUUGAAGAGGUACUUGUUCUGAAGCAAUCGUGGUAAAUAUUUCCAAUGGGUCUAUGUGAGCAUGUAUGUGUAAUGUAAGUGAAUAAUUCUUGUCUUUUACCAUGACAUUCCACUCUGUUUUUCCUUUUAUUAAGUUGGCAUGCAAAAGAGGGCAUUUGUAAAGCAGAAAAAUGAAUAUAAAAUGUAAUAGCAUUGAUUCUCUUGAUGCAUGAAGUUUUCUUCUACAUGAUUCUA
This is a messenger RNA of Camellia sinensis, 2197 nucleotides long. Its product is annotated as Peptide-N4-(N-acetyl-beta-glucosaminyl)asparagine amidase A protein. Lineage: Eukaryota; Viridiplantae; Streptophyta; Magnoliopsida; Ericales; Theaceae. The record is from RefSeq and is a predicted model, not a curated record.